CAAAAUAACCAGAGCUGGACUGGAGCUGGGCGACGGACUCAAUCAUAAUAAUAAAAAAAUAAUUAAUUAUUCAUUCAGGAAUCAAAACAAUAAUCGAUCCAAUCCAAUCCAUCUGUUCGCCGCUUUCUCUCUCUCUAUUUCUCUAGUCUGUUCUUUGCUUGCUCCUCCCGUCGCAUUUUCCUCUGCAGCUUCAGCUUCGGAAAAUUCACCAUAGCCAUUUUUGCGUCGCGGUCGAUAAAAUUAUUAUCAUUACAAGGUCAAUCUCGUAACUCUGUUUAUUUCGUUUCUAUUUUUCACCGCUUUUUUGGUUUUUCUGUUUUUCCCCCUUUGAGAAAUACGUGGGGUUGGUAUUGGCAGGGCGUGGUGGUGGGGAUUUUCUGUUCGGUGGAAAAGGAAGGCGGAACGGGAAGGGGAUUCUUGAGAUUUCUCGCCGCUUUUGGAAGAAUCGAGAAGGAAGAAAGAAUGACGAGACCGCUGCUGCUGCUGCCGCUGCCGGCGAUGCAAUUCGUCGGGCUCGCCGGCGGGUGGUGGAACGAGAUCAACGAGUCGGCUCAGUGGCAGGACGGGAUUUUCUACACUCUCUCCGGCGCUUUUGCCCUCGUCUCGCUGAUUGCCUUGAUUCAAUUAAUUAGGAUCGAAUUGAGAGUGCCGGAGUAUGGCUGGACCACGCAGAAAGUCUUCCACCUUAUGAACUUCGUCGUUAAUGGAGUACGAGCUCUGGUGUUUGGAUUUCACAUGCAUGUGUUCGGUUUGCAUCCCAAGGUCUUAACGUCGCUAGCACUGGAUCUACCGGGGCUUCUGUUCUUCUCUACGUACACCCUGCUUGUUCUAUUUUGGGCUGAGAUAUAUCACCAGGCAAGGAGUUUGCCAACAGAUAAGCUCAGGGUUUUCUACAUUUCCAUAAAUGCCGUAAUAUACUGUAUACAGGCUGUCAUCUGGGUUUACCUGUGGGUUAAUGACAACAGUGUCGUGGAGUUGAUUGGGAAGAUAUUUAUUGCAGUGGUAUCGAUUAUUGCUGCUUUAGGGUUUCUGCUGUAUGGAGGAAGACUCUUCUUCAUGCUCAGGCGCUUCCCAAUUGAAUCGAAAGGGAGAAGGAAGAAGCUUCACGAGGUUGGAUCAGUCACAGCGAUUUGCUUCACUUGCUUCCUUAUCAGAUGCUUUGUGGUCCUUCUAUCUGCUUUCGACGCAGACGCUUCCUUGUAUGUUCUGGAUCAUCCCGUCUUGAACUUGAUCUACUACACGUUGGUUGAGAUUCUGCCAUCAGCUCUGGUACUUUUCAUCCUCCGAAAGCUGCCUCCGAAGAGAGUGUCAGCGCAGUAUCAUCCGAUACGCUAGUUGCUUUUUCCAUGGUUUUCCGUAUGUUGAAUCUCCCACGCAGCCUUCAUUCAAAGCCCCUUUUCAUCUUUUGAAAGUGAUGUCGGGUCAAAGGCAAGUGGUGCAGCAGUAGCAGUUCUUAAGAAGCAACCCAGAUUUCCUUGUUACUGUAGGAAUAGGCCCAUAAUGGCGGCGGUUAAUGUUUGUAAGCGUUUGUCCACACUGCCGGCGUUUGGGUUGUUGAAGGGAAGAAGCUUCCUUUUCUUUUUCUCUCCCCCUUUUCUAUUUCUUUUUGUUGCCCUUUUCUUUGUUUCUGCCAAGGACUCUGUAUGCAGUGGAAACAGAAUUCUGUAGAAGAAAAAGUAUUUAGUAGGUUCCUGGUAUUAGGGCUUUUGUUUUGUGUUAGUUUCCGAGUGCGUGGUGGACUUUGAACAUGUCCUGGAUGGCGGUUUGGUUUGUCGAGUUCGGAUCGUGUUCAGGUUCGUUAAUUGGUGAAUCCAUGGAUGUGUUCUUUGAUAAAUUGGCCUCACAUUCUUGCAUUGAGAUCCAAACGGGAGAAAUAGAAGCUACAAUUGCCA
Molecule: messenger RNA, 1892 nt
Organism: Linum trigynum
Lineage: Eukaryota; Viridiplantae; Streptophyta; Magnoliopsida; Malpighiales; Linaceae
Source: the annotation of a GenBank genome assembly